CAUUGCAAAUGAGCCAUAGUGAUGCUUUUAUUUCGUACACAGGCUGCUGCAAGGCAGAUUAUGAAAGUAGUAUGGGUAGAACAGUGUUCCCAUAUAGCAAUGGUGGAAAAAACAGGUUUCAACGAGGAUGUGGUAGAUGGCGAAGAAGAGCAAGGAGAGAAGAGGAAGAAAAGGACGUGGAGGGGUAGUGGUCAACACAAACAGCGCACGACGUCUUUCUGCUCGUCUGCUUCCCUUCCCUUCUUCUGUUCUUCUUCUCUUAUGCAAAACCCCCACCACC
Messenger RNA from Aspergillus wentii DTO 134E9, 280 nucleotides. RefSeq lists its product as uncharacterized. Lineage: Eukaryota; Fungi; Ascomycota; Eurotiomycetes; Eurotiales; Aspergillaceae. The record is from RefSeq and is a predicted model, not a curated record. Bases 9 to 188 code for a protein of 59 amino acids. The transcript has a single exon.